AAAUUUGAACAAAACGAAAUAAAAAAAAUAAUAUCUUUUGCUUUUGGGAAGCAACCGAAGUCAGAGGACUCAAAUCUUUGGAUAGGAAUCGCUUAGUUUUGGCCACAUACGCACAUAAUGGCAGCAACGACGGCGUAUGCGGCGGCGACCACCGUCUUGAUCCCUCGCCUCUCCAGUCAGCCCACUCGCUGCUCCGCCUUGCCACUCCUCCCACCUCGCCUCUCCUCCUCGACCUCAUCGUCUUUCCCUCUUAAACAAGUUUCAGAGUCACGGAAGCCAUUGCUGCUUCGGAUUAAAGCUACUUCUUCAGAAGAGACAUCCACUUCUGUUGAUGCUAAUGAACUUUUCACAGACUUGAAGGAGAAGUGGGAUGCAGUUGAGAACAAGUCCACAGUACUUCUGUAUGGAGGUGGAGCAAUAGUUGCUGUCUGGCUCUCUUCAAUACUUGUUGGUGCCAUAAACUCAGUGCCUCUGCUUCCCAAGGUCAUGGAGUUGGUUGGGCUAGGAUACACAGGUUGGUUUGUCUACCGGUACCUACUCUUCAAGUCAAGCAGAAAAGAACUAGCUACAGAUAUUGAAUCCUUGAAGAAGAAGAUUGCUGGAACGGAGUAAAGGCAUCUAUGUGGUGGCAAGGUUUAAAGCGCAUUAUUUAUUACUCUUCGUUAUCCUUUUAUUUUGGUUUAUGCAUUUCCGUAAAGAGGCAUUAUUUGUAUCCAUCCUGUGAUGUAGAAUAGUUUUUGUAUCAAAUCCUAGUAACCUUUUGUAUUUUCUCCCUCUUAUUAAGAUUUGACAAAUUUGAGGUCUCUCUCUA
Humulus lupulus (European hop) is the source of this 811-nucleotide messenger RNA. Its product is annotated as protein CURVATURE THYLAKOID 1A, chloroplastic. Gene Ontology annotation, cellular component: chloroplast thylakoid membrane; thylakoid. Bases 118 to 612 code for a protein of 164 amino acids. The transcript is spliced from 5 exons. Lineage: Eukaryota; Viridiplantae; Streptophyta; Magnoliopsida; Rosales; Cannabaceae. The record is from RefSeq and is a predicted model, not a curated record.